Trichomycterus rosablanca is the source of this 4256-nucleotide messenger RNA. It is a transcript of the gene c2cd5, whose product is annotated as C2 calcium dependent domain containing 5. Gene Ontology annotation, molecular function: calcium-dependent phospholipid binding; calcium ion binding. Gene Ontology annotation, biological process: positive regulation of vesicle fusion; positive regulation of protein targeting to membrane; intracellular protein transmembrane transport. Lineage: Eukaryota; Metazoa; Chordata; Actinopteri; Siluriformes; Trichomycteridae. The record is from RefSeq and is a predicted model, not a curated record. Gene Ontology annotation, cellular component: plasma membrane. The coding region runs from base 280 to 3504 and encodes 1074 amino acids. The transcript has 27 exons.
GUGUUUAUUUUCAACACGCUUCGUUAAUCCAUUACUGACAUUAACGUUGCAUUGUCUGACCUUCAGAAAUACAUACAUGAUCAAUAGCUUGCUAGUUUUUUAGUCUGAUAGAGUAGUAAAACCCUGUUAGUUAUUUAAAUAGGAAACAUUUUUAAAUCGUGUUAUGGGAGGUAGAGGAGCUCAAGACAGACUGACCGAACAUAAAGGCAGUUUAAAAUGCUGCGGCACGUUCACAGAUUUCACUAAACAUUAAACUCAGGUCGUGUCUAAGUUGAAAUCAUGCCUGGGAAACUAAAGGCAAAGAUUGUGGCGGGUCGGCAUCUGCCCGUCAUGGAUCGUGCAAGCGACCUCACUGAUGCUUUUGUGGAGGUGAAGUUUGGAAAUACAACUUUUAAAACCGAUGUAUGUCACAAGUCACUGAAUCCUCAGUGGAAUUCAGAGUGGUUUAAGUUUGAGGUAGAUGAUGAGGAUUUGCAGGACGAGCCAUUACAGAUAACUGUUCUGGAUCAUGACACAUACAGUGCUAAUGAUGCAAUAGGAAAGGUGUACAUUGACAUUGACCCGCUGCUCUGCAGUGAAGCUGCUACUGUCAUCUCUGGCUGGUUCCCCAUCUACGACACCAUACAUGGUAUACGUGGUGAGAUCAACGUUCUAGUUAAAGUGGACCUCUUUAAUGAUCUGAAUCGAUUCAGGCAGUCUUCUUGUGGAGUCAAGUUCUUCUGUACCACAUCCAUACCACGAUGUUACCGUGCAGUGAUGGUCCAUGGUUUUGUGGAGGAACUGGUGGUCAACGAGGAUCCAGAGUAUCAAUGGAUUGACCGCAUCCGAACUCCACGAGCGUCCAACGAGGCCCGGCAAAGACUCAUCUCACUUAUGUCGGGUGAACUCCAGAGGAAGAUUGGUCUGAAGGUGCUCGAGAUGGGCGGCAAUGCGGUGGUUGGCUACCUGCAGUGCUUUGACCUGGAAGGAGAAUCUGGCCUUGUUGUCCGUGCCAUUGGCACUGCCUGCACACUUGACAAAAUCAGCAACACGCACGGACUCACAGCGAACGCUUGCAACUCCUCUCCGUCCAGAGAUAUAAAAGAGACUGGUUUCGGGGAGGAGGCCCCUGGCGUCCCAAUGUGUUCAGGACCUCCUACCCCUCUGAGAGCCCAAACCUUCACGUCCUUCUCCCCCUCCAAGUCGUUCAGCCGCCAGUCCUCCUCCUCCGACACAGAGCUGAGCCUCACUCCCAAAACCGGUAUGGGCAGUGGGGGCAGUGCUGGGAAGGAGGUGGGGCCUCUUAAAGCCCUUUUGAGACAGCAGACACAAACAGCAUUAGAGCAGAGGGAGUUUCCCUUUUUUACCCUGACCAGUUUCCCACCUGGCUUUUUGCUUCAUGUGGGUGGAGUAGUGAGUGCACGGUCUGUCAAGCUACUGGAUCGGAUACACAAUCCCGAUGAGCCGGAGACGAGAGAUGCUUGGUGGGAGGAGAUCCGUCAAGAGAUUAAAUCUCACGCUAAAGCUCUGGGUUGCCAUGCAGUUGUGGGCUACAGCGAAUCCACCAGCAUCUGUGAGGAAGUGUGUAUCCUGUCAGCGUCAGGCACUGCAGCAAUCCUCAGCUCCCGCUUCAUGCAGGAUGGCGCGCUGGACACGGAUCACAGGUUGUCACGGCAUCACGUUCCUGUCUUUACCGCAGGGCCAGAGAAGGGCGAGGGUGAGAUGGGUAGUUCAGCAUCAUUAGGGUUUGAAGACCUGGUUCCUCCUGCAUGUGGGUUUUGUCACAUCCCAUACGACGAGUUAAACAUGCCAUUUCCCGCUCAGCUCACUUACUGCCACUGCUGUCGCCGCAAUAAAGUCCCUGAUGUGCUCUUUACCACUAUAGAUGUGCCAUCUGAAGCUCAUGUCACGGGCAAGGGCUGCCUCAUACAGGCCAGGCUGUGUCGGACUAAAAAGAAGGCUCAGGGGGAGGGCAAUGCCACAGCCAUCAGUAACAUGCUGCCCUUUUUAGAGUACGAGCUGCACACCCAGCUGAUGAACAAGCUGAAGCUGCGCAGCAUGAAUGCUCUGUUUGGUCUGCGCAUUCAGAUCAGUGUGGGGGAGAACAUGCUGCUGGGUCUGGCUUCAGCAACAGGUGUGUAUCUGACAGCUUUACCGAGUCCAGGAGGGAUCCAUAUUGCAGGAAAGACCCCAAGUGACAUCUCAUACGAACAACACAUUCUAAACAUGCAGAAGAAAAUUAACGACACCAUUGCCAAAAACAAAGAACUCUAUGAGAUAAACCCCCCUGAACUGGUUGAGGAGGUCAUUGGCUCGCCCAUCCCAGAGCCUCGGCAGCGGUCUCGCCUCUUCCGCUCCCACUCGGAAAGCUCAGACGAAGUGUCAGAGUUGGACCUGUCUCAUGGGAAGAAGGAUGCUUUUGUUCUAGAGAUUGACGACACAGAUACUUUUGAAGACAUUCAUUCUCUUCUUACUGAUGCACCAACACCUUCAGGCUUCUACAGCUGCAAUACUGAAAUCAUGCCAGGGAUUCAAAACUGGACUUCAGGUUUACAGAUGUUCACCUCUGUGAGGGUCUUUCGCCUCAGCAAUAUAAAUCAAACCAACCAAGGCUUGAAUAAGAUCUUCAACGAACUCUGUGAGAACCUGCUUAAGAGUCUGUAUUUUAAACUACGCUCCAUGGUACCCUGCUGCCUCUGCCAUGUAAACUUCACUGUUGCAGUUCCUGAGGAUGAACUCAUACAGGUGGCAGUGACAGCAGUGGCCAUGACUUUUGAUAAUGAUCAGGUGCUGGAGAACGGCAAACAUAGUGGGGACAAAACACUUACCAAAGCAGUUACGGAAAAUGAAGAGCAGCUUCAGUUCCCUCUAGAGCUUACCGCUGAUUCCUCCUCCAACCCUCUCUCCUUUUGCAAAGGUUUGUCUGAUGUUUCAGGUCCUCUACCGAGUGCUCGAGCUCCCUCAGUUGAUUACAGUUCCUUCACAGACAGAUGCAGCUCCUGGAUAGAGCACAUUAGAAUGAAAGCUCACACCAUUAGACGUGGAUCAGUUAAAACAAUGUCAUCUAUGGAGAAAGCCAGUCCGUUGACAGAAGGACGAUCUCGUUUGAGGUCGACCCGUUCCUAUCCAGGUGGGUCUGUGCCUGUGGUCAAGAUGACCCCACUCUCUUUUAUUCCUGGAACAAAAAUAAUCAAGUACCUCGGCAUCAUCAACAUGUUCUUCAUCAGAGAGACCACGUCACUGCGAGAGGAGGGUGGUGUGAGCGGGUUCCUGCAUUCAUUCAUAGCUGAGGUGUUUGCAAUGGUACGAGCCCACGUAGCUGCUCUCGGUGGAAAUGCUGUCGUCUCCUACAGCAUGAAGGAGUGUGUGUUUAUGGAGAAUCCCAACAAGAAUCAGGCUCAGUGCCUUAUCAACGUAAGCGGAGAUGCUGUGAUUUUUGUUCGGGAGUCUGAACUCGAAGCAACGCCUCUGUCACAGCCACAAUCAGCAAACACACAAACUCCCAUCAGCACAGAGGCAACGUGAAGACAUGCAAGACUUAGCUAGAAACAUAGGCAUACACUCCAAGCAUAAAUGAUUUAUUUAUUGCCGUACUGCAGUACCAAGCCAGCAAGCAGCCUUCCAAAGAUGAAAAGUAAGCUUGACCACAGAGCAUGCGGUCAUUUUUUUAGCUACAUUAAUUGACAGUGUGUACGCAGCAUGCUGUUUAAAAAUUGUCACUCCUUUCUGUUGAUCAGUGACAGUAUGGGUUGAAAGUCUCUCUGAAAGCAAAGUAGCCAUAUUUAACUGACAUUCCAGUCAUUCACAUAAAGGCUGAGGCAGCUAUGAGAUCCAAUUUUCAUGUUUUGUGAGUCUGUCAUUAUCUGUAAUGUCAGUUCUGACCUUUAUGUUGAUUUUUUUCACCAAAGAAUAACAGCGGAUACUCACAUGCUUGUGCCUGCGUCCAUUUCAGUGUGCCGGACACAAAAUCCUGCCAUCUUGUGUACUAAUGUACUACUGAUCAAGUUUUAUUUCUGUUUUGUUCAUGUUUUCUGUAAAUAAUCUAGUGAUUCAGGUUUCAUAUCCGUGCAUGUGUAAUGCCAGCUAUUUUUUUAGUACUUUGACAUCUGGAUGGAUGGAUGCCAAAAGCAAACUGCACAGAAAGACUUGAAUGUACAGAUUGAGGAAACAGUCGCUGAUUUUAUUUAACUGACAAGCUACAGUGUAUAUCUGUCUGCCUGCCUGACUGAGGACAAAUCAAAUGUUGCACAAUAAUUAAAGUGUCUGUUUUAACUGGA